This is a messenger RNA of Myripristis murdjan (pinecone soldierfish), 1207 nucleotides long. RefSeq names its product cyclin-dependent kinase-like 1. Bases 141 to 1190 code for a protein of 349 amino acids. Gene Ontology annotation, molecular function: protein serine/threonine kinase activity; ATP binding. Gene Ontology annotation, cellular component: nucleus. The transcript is spliced from 10 exons. Lineage: Eukaryota; Metazoa; Chordata; Actinopteri; Holocentriformes; Holocentridae. Gene Ontology annotation, biological process: protein phosphorylation. The record is from RefSeq and is a predicted model, not a curated record.
GCCGUGCAGAGAGACGCGGCUGCGCACACGGACUUGUAGCUUCCUUACUUUCUUUUAAAUUUUAUCAUGGACUUCAGAUCAUUUGCACACAAGCUGCUGACUUGUCGAUGAAGGUGUGGUGACAGGUCUUAUCUGCCCCAAUGGAGAAAUAUGAAAAGCUGGCUAAGAUAGGAGAGGGUUCCUACGGCGUCGUGUUCAAAUGCAGGCACAGAGACACCGGCCAGGUCGUCGCCAUCAAGAAGUUUGUGGAGUCUGAAGAUGAUCCAGUCAUUAAGAAGAUAGCCCAGAGAGAAAUACGGAUGCUGAAGCAGCUGAAACAUGUCAACCUGGUCAACCUGCUGGAGGUCUUCAGGAGGAAAAGACGGCUCCACUUGGUGUUUGAGUUCUGUGAACAGACGGUCCUCAACGAGCUGGACAAACACCCUGGAGGGGUCCCCGAGGGUCAGCUGAAGAGUAUAGUGUGGCAAACCCUCCAGGCCGUCAACUUCUGUCACAAGCACAAUUGCAUCCACCGUGACGUGAAGCCGGAGAACAUCCUCCUCACUAAGUCCGGAGUCAUCAAGCUGUGCGACUUUGGGUUUGCCCGUAUUUUGACCGGUCCAGGGGAUGACUACACAGACUAUGUGGCAACCCGCUGGUAUCGCGCCCCUGAGCUGCUCGUGGGGGAUACUCAGUACGGCCCCCCUGUGGACGUGUGGGCGCUGGGCUGCGUGUUUGCCGAGCUGCUCCAUGGGAAUCCCCUCUGGCCUGGGAGGUCUGAUGUGGACCAGCUUUACCUAAUGCGGAAAACUCUAGGCGACCUCAUCCCUCGUCACCAGCAGGUCUUCCGCUCCAAUGUCUUCUUCAGUGGAGUCAACAUCCCUGAACCCGACACGAUGGAGCCCCUGGAGAAGCGCUUCCAUGGAGUGUCAUCACAUGCUCUUCAGGUUAUGAAGUCAUGCCUGGUGAUGGACCCGUCACUCAGGCUGUCCUGUGAGGAGCUCCUGGAGCUGCCUUACUUCCAGGAGGAUGGAGGAGCCAGCUGGGGCCGUGAGGGAGAGCGACCCGGGAGGCGACAUGAAAGAGGAUCUAGACGCCGUCAGACGGGGCCUCAGUACCUGCCUCAGCUACCAAGCAGCAACAUCUCACCUGCACCAGAUAUCAAGAAACAGGUGAAGCAUAAAUAUGACCAUCACCUGCCCAAUAUCUAACUCUAUGUGAAGGUGGA